CAUGUACCCCACUGCAACAAUCCUAUGCUGUUAAAUCUUCAGAUGCACUGAAAAGUUCUCUGUCCUCUGAAAUGCGUCAACCGGUUAGGAAGCAGACAAGUGAGACAAGUCUGAGCAGUGAGAAGAGUGCACCUACCCCUGUAACUGUCAGGAGGCUCGCAUCUCUCGGAUCAACACCUGCUAGUGGGACUCUGAAGCCUAAAAAAGAUGUUCUCCUUAUGAAAGAGAAAAAGAAACAGAAGGCACUGGAGAAGGAGAUACGUGCAUUAGUGAGAGAGCGUGGAGAGCAGGAUAAAAAACUUCAGACUCUGGCUGAGGAUUUUGUUAAGAAUGAAGCAAAGCUGAGUGCUGCAGUUCAGGAGAAAACAUCCCUCUUGGCAAAUGUUGCAUGCCUGAAAAAACAGCUUCUGGAACUAACAAGAACCAAUGAACUAUUAAAGUCAAAGCUGUCUGAAGAUGGUGUGCAGAAGAAAAUGAGCAGCCUAUGCAUGGAGUUAAUGAAGCUCAGAAACCAGAGGGAUGCUAAGGAAAAGACUGCACUUGCAAAGCAGGAAGAUAUGGAAAUGAAGCUGCAGGAAGUACAAAGGAAUCUAGAGCAUUCAAAAGGAAAAGUAGCACAGUUGCAAGAAAAACUGUCUGCUACUGAGAGAGAGAAAGUUGAAGAAAAGUCAGACACUGAAAAACUUUUGGAAUAUGUCACAGAGCUCAGUAGUGUUGCGGAAACAGUUGACAAAUACAAGCUAGAUGUUGCCCGGAUGGAGGAGACAGUGAUAAAGAAAGACCAAGAUAUUGAGAUCCUGCGGGAUACCCUCAAAACAAAAGAGGAAGAAUCAUCUAAACUGAUAAAAGACCUUAAUGACAGAUGUCAAUUGCUUCAACAAGAAAAAGAGAAAGAGUUGUUGGAGACCACAGGAAAAUUCCUCAGUAUGAAUGCUGAAAUAGAAGACUUGAAGAAAAAAUUUUGUUUAGAAGAGCAAGAACACCAAAAACUGCUUCAGAAACAUGAGGAGAUGGUCUCUCAGCUGAAGCAAGAGAAGGAGUUAUCUGCAUCAAUGCAUCAGAAGUUACUAGAGUUUCAAGAUGAGGUAACAAAUGAGAGACGUAUUCUUGAAGAAGAGCUGAAUGAUACCAUGAAUGAGCUGAAUAAACUGCAUGCUCAGGAGAAGAAAGCUGGAAAGUUGGUGAAGCGGUUGGAACAAGAAAUCAAAUCUCAAGCUCUUGAACUUUCAGAGAUGGAAGUAAAGCUGAAAGGGAAGAAUGCUGAGUUGGAGCAAAUCAAUGAAAUGCACAGCAAAGCUGUUUUGCAAAUCCAAGAAGAGCACAGCAAUACAUUGCGUAAACUUGGAGAGACUGUUGCUGAGUUUGAAAGUUACAAGAAGACGAUAGCUGGAGAAAUAUGUGGUCUUAAACUGGAGAACACUUCUCUGCGGGAAGAAGUUGCCAACCUAAAAAAAGUAGACCAAGAUAAUCUACAGAUGCUUCAAGAAGCAGAAAUCACUAAAAACAAAGCAAAAGAAGAAUGUGCAAGGAUGCUUUUAGACAUCCAGACAAAGCUUGCACUAAAAGAAGCGGAAACAGAGAGAACAAAAGAGUCUUGCCUUGCACAAAUAACUAAACUUCAGGAAAAACUGGAUGCGCAAACCGAAGAUCUAAAAAGAAAACUUGAAGUGGAAAGAUCAAGGAAAACUGUAAAGGAAGAUGUGACCUCUAGCUUAAAAGAAGAGAUAAAGACCUGGCGUAAUCUAUAUGAGGACUUGUAUAACAAAACAAAGCCUUUUCAGCAACAACUAGAUGCAUUUGAAGCAGAGAAGAAUGCACUCUUAAAUGAGCAUGGUGCUGCCCAAGAAGAACUGAAUAAGCUAAGUGAUGCAUAUGCUAAACUACUUGGCCACCAGAACCAGAAGCAAAAAAUCAAGCAUGUUAUGAAGUUGAAGGAAGAGAAUGCCCACCUAAAGCAGGAUGUCUCAAAACUGCGUGCAUUACUAGCCAAAGAAAAGCAAAGCAACAGAGAUCUUCAGGAGCAACUGCAUGCAAUUCGGGGUGUUCGCCGUUUCGAUCCUUCUAAAGCUUUCCAGCAUGACAGCAAAGAAAAUAUUCCUCCAAAAACUCCUUUUAGAGAAGGUAAUAAAAAUAAAAUUUAG
Messenger RNA from Nestor notabilis (Kea), 2141 nucleotides. It is a transcript of the gene HMMR, whose product is annotated as hyaluronan-mediated motility receptor (RHAMM). The transcript is spliced from 17 exons. Gene Ontology annotation, molecular function: hyaluronic acid binding. Gene Ontology annotation, cellular component: membrane. NCBI's taxonomy places the organism in Eukaryota, Metazoa, Chordata, Aves, Psittaciformes, Psittacidae. The annotation marks the transcript as partial. The record is from RefSeq and is a predicted model, not a curated record.